Colletotrichum destructivum is the source of this 1677-nucleotide messenger RNA. RefSeq names its product Putative CidB/LrgB family protein. Bases 1 to 1677 code for a protein of 558 amino acids. NCBI's taxonomy places the organism in Eukaryota, Fungi, Ascomycota, Sordariomycetes, Glomerellales, Glomerellaceae. The transcript has 5 exons. The record is from RefSeq and is a predicted model, not a curated record.
AUGACGACCGCGAAUAGACACCCAAACGGCGGCCCUCAAUGGCUCGCGGCCGGCAUCGACCUCUGCCAGGCCAUCAAGUUGGCUGCGGUCCAAUCAGCCCCGAAGCUGCUCGUGUCGUGGCUCUACGUCCCCUUCGGCAUCAUGGCGAUGCUCGCCGCCUGCUUCGGCGUCAGCGUCCUGUUCGACACCCUCGGCGUCUCGUUCCCGGCCUCGGUGGCCUGCCUGAUCCUCCUGUUCUUCGGCCUUCUGCUCUGCGAGCUGGUGCUCGGGAACCACAAGACCAAGGCCAUCGUCGCCGUGAUUGAUGUGCCGGCCGGCUGGUCCCUCCGCUGGAUCAACAUCCUGUUCACGCCGUCUUUCAUCAUGCUGCCCCUCAGCCCGCCCAUCGGAAUCGUCGAGGUCAUGAAGAUCAUCGCCGUCUUUAUCAUCGGCUUCAUCGCCAUGAUGGCCCUCGCCGCCUACCUCACCCGCGGCCUCCAACUCCUCCUCGGCUCUUCCAAGCGCGCCCUCACCGAGCGCGCCGAGGAGAUGGGCAACGAGACGGACGAGAUCCCGCUCGCCGACACACCGCCGCGCGGCGAAUCCGCUCCGGGAUCCCGCUCCGUCUCGGCCGCCCCGUCCUCGCUGUCCCUCAACACCCUCGCGCCGCCGCCGCUGUCGCGCAACGCGUCCCACAACUUCCUGCCCGCGGCUAGCUCGUCUUUCCGACGGCCCGAGGCGGAGGACGAAGGAGGCACAAUGACACCGCCGGCCAUAGGCUCCCCGCUCCCGCCGCAGAUCCCUGUGCCGAUGCCCCGGGCCCAGGUCUGGGCGGCGUGGAUAUGCGGCCACCUGAACUGGGUCAUCUACGCCUCCGUCUUCGUCCUCGUCGGGCUGCCCGUCUACUACGCCGCCGGCUACGCCAUGCCCCUCCACCUCAGCCUCAUCCUGCUCGUCUACUUCGCCGCCAUGUCGGUCCCCGCGCGCUGGCGGCAGUACCUGCACCCGGUCCUCGUGGCCUCGCUGUUCUCGGUCCUCGGCAUCUGGGCCCUGGCCGCCGUCCGGGGCGACGGCCUCCCGGACACGCUCCGGUCGUUCCGGACGGGCGCCAACUACACCUACCUCUGGCUCCACGGCGCGAACAACCGCCGCCUGCCGGGCGCGGGCGACAUCUUCGGCACCGUCCUCGACGCGAGCAUCGUCUCGCUCGCGCUGCCCAUGUACCAGUACCGCCGCGAGCUGCGGCAGAACUUCGCGGCCAUCGUGCUGCCCAACGUCGUCAUGUCCGUCGGCUGCCUCUUCUCGUACCCGCCGGUGUGCUACGCCAUCGGCAUCAGCGCGGAGAGGUCCCUGGCCUUCGCCUCGCGCAGCCUAACGCUCGCGCUGGCGACCCCUGCCACAGAGAACCUGGGCGGCGACCUCAACACGGUGGCGGCGGUGGCCAUUAUGAGCGGUAUCGUCGGGGUGCUGUUUGGCCAGCGCAUGCUGGCCUGGCUGAGGAUACCCGAAGAUGACUACAUCACGCGCGGCGUCACGCUGGGCGCUAACUCGUCGGCCAUCGCCACGGCCCUGCUUCUUCGAACCGACCCGCGCGCGGCUGCGCUGUCCAGCCUGUCGAUGAGCCUGUUCGGCACCAUCACCGUGCUGUUCACGUCUAUACCGCCCAUUGCGGACGUGAUUAAGUCUCUAGUAACUUGA